Molecule: messenger RNA, 270 nt
Organism: Amoebophrya sp. A120
Lineage: Eukaryota; Dinophyceae; Syndiniales; Amoebophryaceae
Source: the annotation of a GenBank genome assembly
GCGAGACUUGUCAUGCUAGUCUGGAAUAACUCUGAACUCUGUAUUGCGUGGCCGCAAAGAGCUCCUCUUGUCUGUCAUGCAAAAACGCAGUUUCUCAGGCGCGGCACGCAUCUCUGAACUACGGAAAAACUUGUCAUGCUAGGGGGCGCAUGACAGUGUGCUCACUAUUUCCUUUCUUGCAUCACAAGUUUCCAGACAUCCAGAGAUUUUUGCAGUUCAUAAGCACCAGCAGGACACAAUAAAGCACACGGAGGAGGAAAAGAGGGAUUU